GAACCUCGCUGCCGAACAGACGUUGCACAGUGCAGAACCUUUAGCCAAUUUAACAGUGCCAUGCAGGCGCACACUAUGGAUGAGAAUCGUUUGGAUGGAUCUGAACGGAUGGGCCUGAUCGUGCUGGGCCUCCUGCUUGGCAUUAUCGUUGCAAUCGUGUCGUUGAUUUGCCAGCGCCGGAAUGCUCGUCUCUUUGGACGCACACCACCCGGUCCGUGGGGCCUGCCCCUGUUGGGCUAUUUACCGUUCCUGGACCGGCUGGCGCCGCAUAAGUCACUACAGGCGCUGGCCAAACGCUAUGGCGGCAUCUAUCAGCUAAAAAUGGGCCGGGUGCAAACGGUGGUGCUCUCGGAUGCGACACUGGUGCGUGAGUUCCUUCGUCACGAGGAGCUGACGGCACGAGCUCCACUCUACUUAACGCAUGGCAUUAUGGGUGGCUAUGGUAUCAUUGGAGCUGCCGGCGACAUCUGGAAAUACCAGAGACGACAGCUUAUCGAGUGGCUCAAGGCGCUGGGCAUGACGCGCAAACAGUGCGAAACGCGUGCGCAGCUGGAGCAGCGCAUCAGUCGCGGCGUCAACGAAUGCGUCCAGUCACUUGAGACGGAAGCAGAGCAAAACGAUGUGCUGGAUCCGUUGCCGGCCUUGCAGCACACGCUGGGCAACAUAAUCAACGAUGUGGUCUUUGGCGAGACCUAUGAGCGCAACGAUCCCAACUGGCUGUAUCUGCAGCAGCUGCAGGAGCAGGGCGUCAAGCUGAUUGGCGUCUCGGGAGUGGUGAACUUUUUGCCUUGGCUGCGUCACCUGCCGGGCAACCAGCGCUGCAUACGCUUUCUGCUCGAUGGCAAGGUCAAGACGCAUCAGCUCUACGAUCGAAUUGUCAAUCGCUGCGACGAGCGAAUGGAGAGACAGCUGGAGCAGCGACAGCAAGAGCAGCGACCACCAUCGGAACCGCAUAGCAUUUUGGAGCAUUUUCUGCGCGAGCGACAGCCAUAUUCGCAGCUCUAUUGCGAUGAGCAACUGCGUCAUCUGCUGGCCGAUCUCUUUGGCGCCGGCGUCGAUACAGCGCUGGCCACACUGCGCUGGUUCCUGCUCUAUAUGGCACGGGAGCAGCACUGCCAGAAGCGACUGCAUGCGGACCUCCUCAAAUUGAGCCGGACACCAACGCUGGCCGAACUGGAGCCGCUGGCAUAUCUGCGCGCCUGCCUCUCGGAGGUGCAGCGCAUCCGGUCUGUAGUGCCUCUGGGCAUACCGCAUGGCGUCGAUCAGGACAUCACCAUUGGCGAUUAUCGUUUGGCGAGCGGUAGCAUGAUACUCGUACUGCAGUGGGCCAUACACAUGAAUCCGGAUGCAUGGCCAGAGCCGGAACAGUUCCGGCCGGAGCGUUUCCUCAGCGACGCCGGUGAGUAUGUGGCACCGGCGCAGUUUAUACCUUUCCAGACGGGCAGGCGCAUGUGUCCGGGCGAUGAGUUGGCCCGCAUGAUGCUAACGCUUUUCGCGGGCCGCAUUCUGCGCCGCUUCCACAUCCAGCUGGAUGGCGAUGUGAGCAUGGACGGCGAGUGUGGCAUUACUUUGGCGCCGGCACAUUUCAAACUGCGCUUCAGCCAGCUGGAGCUGCAGCGGAAUCCUUCGAAGCAGCAGAAACACGGUUAGGUUUUAGUUGUGUGCAUUUUCAUUUAUUUGCCUUCAAUAUUUUUUUUCUUGCA
Messenger RNA from Drosophila grimshawi, 1703 nucleotides. It is a transcript of the gene phtm, whose product is annotated as cytochrome P450 306a1. NCBI's taxonomy places the organism in Eukaryota, Metazoa, Arthropoda, Insecta, Diptera, Drosophilidae. Gene Ontology annotation, biological process: xenobiotic metabolic process. The record is from RefSeq and is a predicted model, not a curated record. Bases 61 to 1650 code for a protein of 529 amino acids. Gene Ontology annotation, molecular function: heme binding; oxidoreductase activity, acting on paired donors, with incorporation or reduction of molecular oxygen, reduced flavin or flavoprotein as one donor, and incorporation of one atom of oxygen; iron ion binding. The transcript is spliced from 3 exons. Gene Ontology annotation, cellular component: cytoplasm; intracellular membrane-bounded organelle.